UAGAAGAAUAUCAACGUCAUAUGUCAGUUCUCUUACUGUGUUAAUAUGAGCAAUUGAUUCGUAAAUAAAAAUUAAUAAAACUUAACAUACUAUGCGCCGUGUUUUUGUUUACAAGCGGUAUUACUCACAAUAUUUUAAAAAUGUGAAGAGGAUUGUGUGGUACAUAUACUACACAUUUUAGAAGAACCAAUGUGCACGAACGUCGCUCUGGUGGAUAGACUAGAAUGCUAUAUGGACGAGCUGGUCGGCAACUUCGAAGAUUUCGUCAAGAAAUCACUUGUUAUAAUCACAAUCGCCGUAGGCGGAGUGAUUGCUGUCCUGAUAUACGCACUGAAAGUUAUAAAUGACAGACAACUGGAGUCAAUUCCGUCAAGAUAUUCGACACAAUUUCAUGCAACUAAAAGUACAAGCAAAACCGGCAAGUGCAGCAAAAAUUGCAAGAGUAUUGUACUGCAAACAUCUAAAAGCAUUCCAAAGAGUGAUAAAUUUGCUAAUACAGAACGUAUAUCACGAGAUCCCAGUAAUGACGAGACAAUAUUGAGCUCUAUUGCACUGUCGACAUGUAGCAAGAGUUGCCCUUCAAGUUCUAGAUCAUUGGUGCGAAAAGCCUCUCCUGCUAGACUGACGAUUCCUAGCUUACCUACAAAUUAUACCAACCGCCGUCUCUCUCCAGCACGAGUCUGCCCAAAAUUAGUGACAACAAAAAAGUCUUGCUGCUCGUUGUGUUGUGCUGAUGACGACAGGCGAUAAUGUACCCUAUUGAUUAAAGAAACAGUGUAUAUAACUUUUGCUUCUGGUGAAUACUGUUGUGAUAAAAGAAGCAGGCGCAUAGAAUGUUUAGAGAUUGUGACGUUUUCGUUUAGGUUUGAAUUAAAAUUUUGUAUGUGGUAUUGUCAUGUCGGAAAUAAAUAAUUUUUAUAUGUU
Manduca sexta (tobacco hornworm) is the source of this 924-nucleotide messenger RNA. RefSeq lists its product as uncharacterized. The record is from RefSeq and is a predicted model, not a curated record. Lineage: Eukaryota; Metazoa; Arthropoda; Insecta; Lepidoptera; Sphingidae. The transcript has 6 exons. The coding region runs from base 190 to 750 and encodes 186 amino acids.